UUUAGUUGAUUUGCUUUUUACAUCCAAGAAGUUCUUGUUCUUGAAAAGUUAUUAUUCUCUUCAAACUACUUUUGAAAAUUAUUUAUUUUUUCUCUAAUUUUUCUAAUUUAGAAAGACGUGGCUUGUUAAACGUCAGAUCAUCAGAUAGUGAUUUGUUUGCGUGCAAUAAUUUUUGGGCCAAAUUUUAUGUCCACCAUUCGAUAAAGAAAAUAUUAUUAUUAUUACUUAAUGUAGUCUAUUAGUUACUAAAUGGCAAUUUAAAGUUGCCGCUGUAGAGACGUAGGUCACCAACGUGUGUAUAAAUGAAAGUUUGGGCGUUUUUGUUGCUGACAGCUGUGUCAGUGUGGGGGUUCCCAGAGAAGCGAACGGCGGAGAAGCAGUCGGCGCUAGCACAGCUGGGCCAGCAAGUGCAACAGAAUAAGGAGAACAGAGUACGGGAAACUCAGCGGGAUUGCAACAAAGGGAAGUGUGCGACAAGUAUAGCACAGAAAGCAGCAGCUGAAGCGAAAGCUGCACAAGCCGCUCAGAACGCUGCCGGGGCGCAGGCGGCGCAUAUGGUAAAAACCCAACUUGCGGAGAAAGCACUGCAAGCUGCGAAAGCUGCUGAAGCUGCUCUCGCUGGCAAGCAGGCAGUUGUGGAACAGCUACAACAAGAAGUGAAGGAGGCGGAGGCCGUGGUUGCAGAGGAUACAGCGGCUGUGCACCAGCAGCAAGGGACUGUGAAUGCUGCCAUACAAGCCGCGCAGCAGGCAACUGCUCAGCACAAAUUAAUGAUGCAAGCUACGCAGCUUGCCAGCCAGCUAGAGAAGACAGCGCAUUGCGUCCUGGAAAAGGCAAAGAUGGGACUUCAAUUGGAUUGUCAGAAUCUGGCUAAAGCUAAAGCGAGACUAGCUGAACUGCAACAUAAACUGCAAUGCGCCUGCGCCGACUGUGCGACAACGAAGCAGGCAGCUCACUGCGCGUGCGAGGCGGCCCGCGCUGCUUGCGGCAACGCCAGGAAGAGAAAAGAUGUUAACAGUCAAACCGCCUUGAUGCUGGCAAAGUCUAAUAGGCGACGAUGAUUACUUCUAUAAGGAAAGUAUGAAUUAACACGACUUAUAAAAGUCAGAUGUAUAGUUCUCGGAAUCAACUUUCUGUACCUCUUCAUGGUGUUUGUGAAUUUUCAUCUAUUCUGAAAACCUAUUUUAUGUAACAUUUUAUCGCUUGUACUAAAGGAAACAUUUGGCAUUAUACGGAUAUAACAAGGGUGUCACGACUGUUUAGUUAUUUCGAUUUAAAUAUAUGUUAUCUGUAAUGUGUGGAUAAUGGAUAUUAUGUAUAUUUUAGAUUAAUUUGAUUUACUUAGUUUUGUAAUAUGGUGUAUUA
Pectinophora gossypiella (pink bollworm) is the source of this 1365-nucleotide messenger RNA. Its product is annotated as tol-Pal system protein TolA-like. The transcript has 3 exons. Bases 303 to 1061 code for a protein of 252 amino acids. The record is from RefSeq and is a predicted model, not a curated record. NCBI's taxonomy places the organism in Eukaryota, Metazoa, Arthropoda, Insecta, Lepidoptera, Gelechiidae.